This is a messenger RNA of Gongylonema pulchrum, 1452 nucleotides long. NCBI's taxonomy places the organism in Eukaryota, Metazoa, Nematoda, Chromadorea, Rhabditida, Gongylonematidae. The record is from the annotation of a GenBank genome assembly.
AUGGUCUGGAGCAGCGCUCGAGUGGAGCGCAGAGUUGCUGGUAUGGAGGAUGUGGACCGUUCGCUCACUCUGUUGCAUCUGCGCAAAACGUUCAGCGAAUACUGCAAGAUCCCGCUGGGUGGAGUGAAGGAGUGCGAUCGAAAAUUUGACCGAAUUAUCCCACUCUUCGCAAAGGUUAUGGUGAUGUAUCCGUCGCCGGGAGAAAUCGUCGACAAGUUCAAGGAGCUGGGACCAUUCACAAGCCAUCUUUGUCGCCAUCUUGUGCAGGAGAUGCGUUUGCGGGCUGCAAAUGAAAGCACCUCGCUGGCCGCUUCCGCUAUUUCGACUUUUCUGCUCCCGGAUAGCACAGAUUGUCGCGGAUGGACAUUGUUGAACGCAAUCUGUUACCUGAGCUUAACGGAGCAACAGCAAGUCAUUGAAGUAAUGUGUAAAGCAGCGUUGCCAUCGACUUUAGUAAAGGCAUUGUAUUUAUUUUUUGAUUUGCCACCUCCAGCCGAUGAGAAUGUAUUGAAGAAGCUUUGUGAACACAAAUGUGUUGGCGAAGAGCUCAUUCGCAAGGACGAUUUGUUCCUUCUGUUUGCUGGGGCCUCGUGCGCCUGUCCUUCUGAGAAUGGGGAGUGGAGGAAAGUCGCGUCCCAGCUUCUCAUCACGCUUAUUUCAAAGUGCCUCACAUCCUCGAUAACAAAAUAUAUUCACGCCAAGAAUUGUAUUUCGCUAUUCUUGUCGAAUAUCGAGAAAGAGGAGGAGUGCUUGUCGGACCACGACCGCAUCGACAUGUUCAUUUGCUUGUUGUGUGUCCUCAAGGACUCGGCUCUUACUGUGAACGUUUUGCUGCAAGAUUUUGCUCGUGCCAACGGUUAUAUUGCAUUACGGGAUUUCAUCCUCAGACAUUCAAUGAAUGAGGAGGAAGACGAAGGCAUAAAAAAUAUUUUGCUAUUAAUUAUGAGCAUGGCGACGUCCGGAGUUGUCGAGCUGCGACCCAAUCAUACGCCAGGCCUCAUCGUCCUCCCCACUUUCACCCUUCCCACUCCUUCAAACAAUGGUCUCACGUUGCGUAAUAUCGAUGCAUUUCGUCUUCUUUUCCAUAUUUUUGUACAGGCGGUGGUUGAUGCUGUUCAUAAUAUAUACGCCUCAGAUGCGGUCAACUAUUUUAUUGCUGAUAAGGAUUGUGCGUUGUCGCAAAUGAUUGAGCAUAUAGGGCAGAAGCCGCCCCGAAUACAACGAAAAGUGAUGGAACUUGUUGAAUAUGUUGUGCUACAUUUGAAUCAUGUCCCGUGUAAGGAACUUAUCGCGCUUAGUGUUUUAUUAAGAACGGAGACAACCGAUAAUAAUCUGGAGAUAUUGUCUGCAAAUGCACUCUUGAAAGAUGCAUUUCGAGAAGUAGGUCUUGUAGAGUCGUUCACUUGGGCGGUAUUACACUUCUUAUCGAUCAUCAAAAGUACCAUUUUUUAG